CUUUCCACAUCAAUCAUCCCCGGCUGUUUUCAGCUCUUUCAGCCUGACCAUGGCAACACGCGGGCCUAGGCCACGUUCUGGUUUCUCUCACUAUUUUUAACAGAAUUACACAGAACUCUUCAGGAUUGAGCUCAGAGCACAGGGCCGACAUACAGAGAGGGAGGGAUGUGAGGCCAGCUUGUUCCACCACCUGUGACGAUAUCUUAAAUCAGUGGUGGGUCAGACGGAGUGGCCAAGUCUUACACAUGACAUGGUUAUGGCCAUAUCUCCUAGAAACGCUCAAGGAACUCAACAUCUUUUUGUUUAGCCAGCAGAAAAGAGAUUUAUCAGGUCUUCGUUAUUACGAUUUCUCAGUCCAUGUCAUCACUUUCUCUGAGAACCAUGCCUCAGGUUCCUUGUCUGAGAUGUAGAGCAACUUCACACCGCUACAUCAGUACCAAGGCCCUAUUGGCUGAGGGUGAGGAGACGCCCUUCACCAAGCACUGUCGCAACUAUGAGAACAAGUAUCAGGUUCUACAGACCGAUAUUCAAAAGCUGAAGGAUCAGAUGCAGGAGCUACAUAGAGACCUGACCAAGCACCACUCACUCAUCAAUACAGACUCCACGAAGGAGAUCCUGGAGAGAUCUGUACACAUUGAUGAGCAGAUUGAAGCACUGUAUUCUGCCAUGCAGAAUUUGAGGACAAUGUUUGAGGAGGCCUGGGAGGAGACGUUUCAGAGAGUCACUAAUGAGCAGGAGAUCUACGAAGCGCAGCUCCAUGAUCUUCUUCAGCUAAAGCAAGAAAACUCCUAUUUGAUGACAAUUGCGCGACAUAUUGGACCGUACAUAUUGUCUAUAGCAAAAGUCAGGGAGCGCCUUGAUCCCAGGUUCCAGGAGCCAAAAGAACCUGAAGAUGGCUGCAGUGAGAUCAUGCUGAAGAUCUAUGAAGAUAGUACAGUAACCCAUGAACCACAGCACAGAGAGCCCUUUCACAGCCUACAGUCGGGUUUCACACAGAAAUAAGAAAGCAGGAACCCUUCAGCGUGAGCCACUAAAGAACUCAGACCACUGCUGGCAAAGCAAACACAGAAAUAUUUCAGAGACACCGCUGUGCAAAGAGCCACCAUUCGAAACAAAGCGUCUUCAAUCAACAAGGUAAAGGACCUUCAUCGUAACCCCAUCCGGUACGAAGUCCAAAACAAAUGCAAUAAUGUGAACUAAAUAUUUAAGGUUUCUACUGGAUGACUUUCAGGAAAUAUGGAAACUGCAAGAAAGUUAGCGCAAACUGUAGAGUGAAUUUUAUUGUUCGGUAAAGUAUUAGCGUACACUGCUGGAGGUGUACUGUUGUAUCAUUUACUGAAACACAAAAUUUACAGACCUUUAGUGUAUAAUUACAUUACUUACUAUAAUACAUAUAGUACAACUGAAGUGACUUAAUUUACUGUAAAGGUUACAGUACAAUCAUAUACACUGCAUGUUAAAUACACUUAUGAAUGACUGAAAAUUUCUUCCUGUUUGAUUUGAGUCACAAA
This is a messenger RNA of Tachysurus vachellii, 1511 nucleotides long. RefSeq names its product ring finger protein 207a (gene rnf207a). NCBI's taxonomy places the organism in Eukaryota, Metazoa, Chordata, Actinopteri, Siluriformes, Bagridae. The transcript has 7 exons. The record is from RefSeq and is a predicted model, not a curated record. Gene Ontology annotation, cellular component: perinuclear region of cytoplasm. Gene Ontology annotation, molecular function: Hsp70 protein binding; transmembrane transporter binding. Gene Ontology annotation, biological process: regulation of heart looping; regulation of cardiac muscle contraction. The coding region runs from base 358 to 1002 and encodes 214 amino acids.